AUGCCAUUCUGUAGUUCUUGUGGAACAAAGUUAAAUGAAGGUGCUAAGUUUUGUCCAAAUUGUGGUGCUAAGGUUGCAGUUACAGAAACGACAACACCAAAGUUCCAAGAAAUUAAAGAAGUAAAAAUUGAAGAAAAAGUAGCACCAGUUGAAAUGAAAAAGACAGUAGCAGAAGAGCACACCAUUUCUACUGCAACUACAGAAGCACCAAAACAAUCAUUUACAGAAAAUGUUACAAUUAAAGUCUGUCAUGGGUGUGGUAAACCAUUUGAAUUAACACAAGCCAAAGAAAUAUUUGGACAUAUAUAUCAUAAUGAAUGUUUUAAAUGUCAUAUUUGUGGUCAAAAACUCUUUAGUUUUGCUAAAUUUUAUAAUGAUAAUGGAGAAAUAAUGUGUCAUCCAUGUAUGUUAAAGAGAGUCCCAAAAUGUGCUAAGUGUGGAAAACCAUUAGUUGGAAAUUUUGUUACUUGUGGAGGAAGAAAUUGGCAUAAAGAAUGUGUCCCAGAAAAUCUCUAA
Messenger RNA from Entamoeba dispar SAW760, 516 nucleotides. RefSeq lists its product as uncharacterized. The transcript has a single exon. Gene Ontology annotation, cellular component: Z disc; nucleus. Gene Ontology annotation, molecular function: transcription coregulator activity. Lineage: Eukaryota; Evosea; Mastigamoebida; Endamoebidae. Bases 1 to 516 code for a protein of 171 amino acids. The record is from RefSeq and is a predicted model, not a curated record.